This is a messenger RNA of Nyctereutes procyonoides (raccoon dog), 1539 nucleotides long. It is a transcript of the gene ASIC5, whose product is annotated as acid sensing ion channel subunit family member 5. The record is from RefSeq and is a predicted model, not a curated record. Bases 22 to 1539 code for a protein of 505 amino acids. Gene Ontology annotation, biological process: sodium ion transmembrane transport. The transcript is spliced from 10 exons. Lineage: Eukaryota; Metazoa; Chordata; Mammalia; Carnivora; Canidae. Gene Ontology annotation, molecular function: ligand-gated sodium channel activity. Gene Ontology annotation, cellular component: membrane.
CUCUGCACGCUGAACUUGAGAAUGGAGCAGACUGAGAAACCAAAAGCACCUGCUGAGAAAGGACUCUUGGAAAAGAUAAAGCUAUGCCUUUCAAAGAAACCGCUGCCAUCUCCCACUGAACGGAAGAAGUUUGACCAUGACUUUGCCAUCUCUACUUCCUUUCAUGGGGUCCACAAUAUUGUUCACAACCAGAGCAAAAUUCGCAAGCUGAUCUGGUCGGUGAUAGUCUUGGGCUCAGUCUCACUCGUCGUAUGGCAGAUCUACAGUCGCUUGGUCAACUACUUCACAUGGCCCACCACAACAUCUAUAGAGGUUCAGUACGUGGAAAAGAUCGAGUUCCCGGCUGUGACAUUUUGUAAUUUAAACAGGUUCCGAACAGAGGCUGCAGCCAAAUUUGGUGUUAUUUUUUUCUUAUGGAAUAUCGUGUACAAAGUCGUCCAUCUUCAGGAAAUCAGGUCCAAUUACUCUGGCUUUAAAGAUGCUACUGAUUUUCUUGAAAGUCAUCAAAACUUCAGCAUUACAGAGUUUGUUAAAAAAAAUGGUUUUUACCUCAACAAUAGAACUCUGUUGGAAUGUAACUUUUUUGGAAAGCCAUGUGGUCCACAGGACUUCGCACAUGUAUUCACUGAAUAUGGAAAUUGUUUUACUUUUAAUCAUGGUGAAAAUAUUCAAGCAAAGGAAAAAGUGAGUGUCUCUGGAAGAGGCUUAAGCUUGCUCUUCAAUGUCAAUCAGGGGGAAUUCACUGAUGACCCAGCCCUUGGCUUUGUUGAUGCUGGAAUCAUCUUUGUUAUCCAUUCACCAAAGAAGGUGCCACAGAUUGAUGGUUUAGGCUUGUCGUCACCUGUGGGGAUGCACGCACGGGUAACAAUCCGCCAAGUCAAGACAGUUCAUCAAGAACACCCUUGGGGAGAAUGCAACCCUAACAUCAAGCUACAGAAUUUUAGUACUUACAGCACUUCUGGUUGCUUGAAGGAAUGCAAAGCUCAGCACAUACAAGAGCAAUGUGGAUGCAUACCUUAUCUGCUUCCUGGAAAUGGGACAGAGUGUGACCUACAAAAGUUUUACAACUGUGUUUCUCCUACACUUGAUCUCAUUGAAUUGAAGGGAUUAUGUACAAUGGGAACACAUAAUUCUAGCUGCCCUGUUUCUUGUGAAGAAACAGAAUAUCCUGCUACUAUAUCUUAUUCUACUUUUCCAAGCCAAAAUGCUUUGAAAUAUCUUUCAAAGAAGUUAAAUCAAAGUCAGGAAUAUAUCAGGGAGAAUCUUGUGAACAUUGAAAUAAACUAUAGUGACUUAAACUAUAAGAUAACUCAGCAGCAAAAAGCAGUGAGUGUGUCUGAGUUACUUGCAGAUGUUGGCGGCCAGCUGGGCCUAUUUUGUGGGGCCAGUAUGAUUACAAUUAUAGAAAUUAUUGAAUAUAUAUUCACCAAUUUCUACUGGAUAUGCAUUUUGUUCUUGCUGAAGAUACCCAAAAUGACACAGGGGGCUCCUCCACCUGGGCAUCAUCUGGAGAAGAGAAAUCACAUAGAAGAAUGCUAA